AUGUCCCCUCAUGACUACGCGGACCAUCAAUCAGAAUCUGUCGCAGAUGCGGUGACCGCGAUGAAGCUGGAGUCCGACGCAGCGCCCGAAAACUCAGCCAUGUCAAACGGCGGAGGAGCCAUGAUCAAGGAUGAAUCGUCAAACGCGGCCUCCAACGCCUCCCCCGUCCCGACCCCAAAGGCAGAACGAUCACGAUCUUCUUCUCGAGCCCCGGUGAAGAAGGAAGAGAACUACGAAGACUACGGAAGCAAUGUGAAAGGGGCGGAGAACAAUCAUGGGGACAACGUGGAGGAGAAAGUCGGAGGCGACAUAAUUGUCAAGCUCGAGCCUGGACAGCCUCCCAAGUUAACACGGAGCUCUUCCCAGAAGGUUGUUCCACGGCCACCGCAGUUGUUUGCCCAUCUGCCGGAUAGCACAGCUGAGGCUCAAGCGACGUUUGACUUGAUGGACGCAUGCACGUACGCCAAUAAGUACAUGGGUUAUACUGAACAUGCGAUGGAAUGCGAUUGUGCUGAAGAAUGGGAACCGUCCGUCUCCAAAAAUCUGGCAUGCGGUGAGGACUCAGAUUGCAUUAACCGCGCGACCAAGAUCGAAUGCAUGGGCGAUUGUGGAUGUGGGCCAGAGUGUCAGAACCAACGAUUCCAGCGAAGGGAAUAUGCUCCGGUGGCGGUGAUCAAAACGGAAAAGAAAGGGUUCGGUCUCCGGGCGGAGGCUGACCUGCGACCGCACCAAUUUAUCUUUGAGUAUGUGGGCGAAGUCAUCAACGAGGGGCAAUUUCGGCGCCGCAUGAGACAGUAUGACGAAGAGGGAAUCAAGCACUUUUAUUUCAUGUCCCUCAGCAAGGGCGAAUUUGUCGAUGCGACCAAAAAGGGCAAUCUGGGCCGCUUUUGCAACCAUUCGUGCAAUCCCAAUUGUUAUGUCGACAAGUGGGUCGUUGGCGAGAAACUUCGCAUGGGCAUUUUUGCUGAACGACACAUUCAAGCUGGGGAGGAACUCGUCUUCAACUACAAUGUCGACCGCUAUGGGGCAGAUCCGCAACCCUGUUACUGCGGCGAGCCUAACUGUACCGGCUUCAUCGGAGGUAGAACUCAAACGGAGCGGGCUACAAAGUUGUCGAAUGCUACCAUCGAGGCUUUGGGUAUUGACGAUGCAGACGGCUGGGACACCGCUGUUGCGAAGCGGCCACGCAAGAAGAAGACGGGAGAGGACGAUGAGGAAUAUGUGGACAGCGUGCAGCCCAGGUCCCUGGAGGAGAAUGGCGUGACCAAGGUCAUGGCGGCGCUCAUGCAGUGCAAGGAGAAAUGGAUUGCGGUCAAGCUCCUGGGACGAAUUCAGCGCUGUGAUGAUGAGCGAGUCCGUAAUCGGGUGGUGAAAAUGCAUGGAUACCAGAUUUUGAACUCCCAGCUGGGCAUGUGGAAGGAGGAUCACAACGUCGUUUUACAGAUUCUCGACAUUCUCGACAAGUUUCCUCGUCUGACGCGGAACAAGAUCAUCGACUCCAAGAUUGAGUCUACCAUUCAACCAUUGACCAGCUGUGGUGAUGAGCGUGUGGAGAAGAAGUCAGCCACCUUGCUGCAAGUCUGGUCGACCCUCGAGGUUGGUUAUCGCAUUCCACGCAUGAAGAGAGAUCCCAAUGCCACGACGCCAGCUGUUAAUCAGUUCGGGCGGCGGGAGAACACUCGAGAUGAGCGACGACGGUCAAAGUCUCGUUCCCGAUCGAGGUCGCGGUCUAUAGAAGCCCCUCGCGGGCCAGCUGCUCAAGCGCGAGGCGGACAUGGCCAGAGAAAUCCUCACCAUCAUGGUCCCCGACCCUUCCGUCGACAAUUUAACCCCCUCCCGCCAGGAUGGUUCCAAGCAGAAUCAAAUGGGAGAACCUACUAUUACUCCGCUCGCGGGGAUACUACGUGGACACGACCGACAAAGGCCGCUCCUCAACCGCCGCCGGCCCCGAAAGAGUCGAGAGACAAGGCAUUGCAGGAUAUCAUCGAUGGUAUCAUGAACGCCAAGGAGAACACACCAAAGGAGAAGAGCGGAACUCCAGCUACACCACAAGCGUCUAGACCAACACCGGAUAUGAAGGAUGGUCAAGAAAAGUGGAGGUCAUAUAGCGAGGAGAAGCGAAAGAAAAUCUAUGAGAACACGCUCUAUCCCCAUGUCAAGUAUGUGGUGGACAAGUUCAAGCACAAACUUCCAAAAGAUGACUUGAAACGCUAUGCCAAAGAUGUGGCUAAGAAACUGGUAAAUUCGGAUUUCAAAAACAACCGUGUUGGGGACCCUACCAAGAUCGAUGACAAGCAGCAAAAGAAGGUGAAGAAAUUCUGCAAAGAAUUCUUCGACAAAGCUGUCGUCAAGCACCGCGCAUACGAACAACGGAAAGCAGAGCGACAGUCGAAGGAGCCAAAUUCGAGGCCCAAUGACGCGGCAGCGGAGGCUGUCGAGGAUGACGGUCUGGACGUAAAGAUGUCUGACGAUGAGGACGAUCGGGUUCCAGCACAGGAUGAGGAGACGCCUACGACCAUGACAGACGAAGUGCAAGGCCUCUUGAAACGUAAGAGAGAAGAUGAGCCAAACACCGGUGAUGGAAGCACAACCGAGUAUACUACUCCGUCUUCGUCCAAGCGACAACGAUCCUCCACGCCGCCACCACCACCCCCUCCUCCCAUGAGCCCUGGUAACGAGCAAGGCCAAAGUGGCGAAGAUGGGAAUACGAAGAGCGAUGCAGAUGAGCCCACUCCUGCGGACAAACAAGAUCUUGGUUCUCCUCCGCCUCCUCCGCCACCUCCUCCCUACCCUGAACAGGAGAUGGAUACCAACAACAAUCAUUUCAUCUCCGAAGAUGGCGUGAAGGAGCUAAACCCGACACAUAUUGGCAUCGAGGGACGGGUAUAG
Messenger RNA from Aspergillus eucalypticola CBS 122712, 2889 nucleotides. RefSeq names its product SET and WW domain protein (gene set2). Gene Ontology annotation, molecular function: histone H3K36 methyltransferase activity; protein binding. Gene Ontology annotation, cellular component: nucleus; chromosome; chromatin. NCBI's taxonomy places the organism in Eukaryota, Fungi, Ascomycota, Eurotiomycetes, Eurotiales, Aspergillaceae. The coding region runs from base 1 to 2889 and encodes 962 amino acids. The record is from RefSeq and is a predicted model, not a curated record. Gene Ontology annotation, biological process: regulation of DNA-templated transcription. The transcript has 4 exons.